AUGGGUUAAGCUUGUGGCAAAAAUCAUAUACAUGAGAGGGCUGAAUCAAUCCACUAUGAAAAGAAAAUAAUUAGAAGUGUAAAAGCUGAAAUUCGUUCAAAAUAUUCUAAAACCUAAUCAAUUAAAUAAGUAUGUGGGAGAAAGGAAUAUUUAACUUUGUUAAUGCAACCUGAGCUUUAUCAGGAGCUUCAAACUAAGCUUGCUAGCGAAUAAGAUAUUAGUAAAGAAAGCAUAUAAAUCGUUUUGAAUAUAUUUAUAUAUUGUAAUUUUAAAGGAGAGAAGAUUAAGAAUUGCUUUAAUUUGCUAAAUACUAAUAAUGAUUAUAAAGAAGACUUAAAAUUAAUUGGAAUCUAUCGAGAAUCCUCAUUAAAAUGUCAUAAGAAUGAUUCAUGCCUAUUGUGCUUAUCUGAAAAUAUAGAGUGCUAUAGUUUAAGGUGUUCACAUAAGUUUUGCAAAGAUUGUUGGGAUCAAAUGAUAGAAAUAUAGUUAUCAAACUUUAUACCGAUUGUGAAAUGUUUAGAAUAUCAAUGUUUCGAAAGAUUACCUCAUUUGUAUUUGGAAUAGAAUUCGUCUUACAAAGAAAUAUUGGUUAAGAGGAUGUUGGAUAAUGAUAGAAAUUUUACUUGGUGUCCAGGAUUUUCAUGUUAAAACAUUUAUAAAUUAGAGUAAUUUUCAUAAAAAUAGAAAUGCCAUUGUGGAUUAAAGUUUUGUCCAAGUUGUAAGACCGAAAAUCAUUAUCCUAUAACUUGUCAUAUUUUUAAUGAGAUCACAUAGUUUAAAGAAGCCAACUAAUCUUGGAUAUCAUUAGACAUCUCUGCAUGUCCAAAUUGCAAGAGGUAUAUACAGAAGAUUUAAGGCUGCAUGUAAAUUUCAUGUGUCUGCGGGAAUGACUUCUGUGUGAAAUGCUCAUUACCUUGGAGUCCAGAUCAUGGGUAGGACUUUUAUAAUUGUCCUUUUGCAGCUCAUAAUAAAAACCCUUCUUAAAUAAUGAAUCAAAUGUGCCAAAAUGAGUCUGCUAUAUCAAGGAUCAUUUUUGAAUUAGAGUAUUAUCAGAGGUUACUAAAUUAAUAAAACCACAAUGAUUACACACACAUACUGAGAAGAGGGUUGAAUAAUUUAAUAAAAUUUAAGAAAUUCGAAAAAAUUGUUUUAUAUUAUACUUAUUAUUUAAAUGAAAAAUUUGGUGAUAAUGGAUUCGAUCAUAGUUAUGAAAAAUAUUCUCAAGAAUUAAAAUACUAUUAUAGAAUUCUACUAAAUUAAUUAUCAAGUGUUCUUGAGGAAGUCUAGAAGGCAGAAAAAAAUGAAAUGAUUGAGUUCAACAUUUUUUAAAAUUUGGUAUUUUAGAUGGAUUUGAAUUUGUAUACUUAAAAAUAAUGUCUUAAAAAAUAGAUAAUUGAAAAUCAAUAAGAAAAGCAGUAAAAUAUACACUGA
Messenger RNA from Paramecium tetraurelia, 1431 nucleotides. RefSeq lists its product as uncharacterized. The transcript has 4 exons. The record is from RefSeq and is a predicted model, not a curated record. Gene Ontology annotation, molecular function: ubiquitin protein ligase activity; ubiquitin conjugating enzyme binding; zinc ion binding. Gene Ontology annotation, cellular component: ubiquitin ligase complex; cytoplasm. NCBI's taxonomy places the organism in Eukaryota, Ciliophora, Oligohymenophorea, Peniculida, Parameciidae. Gene Ontology annotation, biological process: protein polyubiquitination; positive regulation of proteasomal ubiquitin-dependent protein catabolic process; ubiquitin-dependent protein catabolic process.